AUGGCCGACUCGCUCGACUACGUCAAGAUAUGCGAGAGCUGCCCGCCCGGCGACGGCUGGGGCCCGCCAGUCACCACCGACACGACCCUCAACGGCGUGCCCUACGCCCCCUUCUCCAAGGGUGAUAAGCUGGGCCGAAUGGCCGACUGGACCGCCGAGGGAAAGGACCGCGAGCGCGGAGGACGCAUGCAGUAUAACCGCAACUACAGAGACCAGCAAGUCUACGGCGCAAGCCACGCCGUCACCUUCAACGCGCCCCCGGCCGAGGACGAGUCGACCUUUUCCCUCGUCAGCAACACCAGAGACUCGACCAAAUCGAGGUACGGCCGCGGAGCCGUCUUCACCCGCGGCCGCGGCCAGCGGGGUGGCAGGGGCGACGCCCGCGGCGGACGCGGCCAGAUGCAGCGAUCAGGGCCCGGCGGCAGGCAGGGCUACGACCGCGGCGGCCGCCCCAACGCCGGGGCGCGCGGCCGCCGCUUCGGCUGGAAGGACUACGACAAGCCUGCUCGCAAUCGUGAUGCUAGCAUCAACAUCAAGGCCGACUGGCAGCUGCUCGAGGAGAUUGACUUUAACCGCCUGGCCAAGCUGAACCUCGACGCCGACGACGGCGAAGACAUGGAUGAGUACGGCUUCCUCUACUACUACGACCGGUCCUACGACAAGCAGCCCGUCAAGGGCGCCGAGAAGAAGCUCACGGCUAUCGACCGCGCCGCCUACAACGUCACCACCUCGUCGGACCCCGUCAUCCAGGAGCUCGCCGACCGCGACGAGGCCACCAUCUUCGCCACCGACAGCAUUCUUUCCAUGCUCAUGUGCGCGCCGCGCUCCGUCUACCCCUGGGACAUUGUCAUUGUGCGGCAGGGCAAUAAGCUCUUCCUCGACAAGCGCGACAACGCCACGCUCGACAUGGUGACGGUCAACGAAAACGCCGCCGACGCGCCCCUGGAUGCCGCCGACGGCAGCAAGGACGUCGUCAAUCAGCCCGCCGCCCUGGCCGAGGAGGCCACCUACAUCAACCACAACUUUGCCAACCAGGUCGUCAACGAGAGCGAGUCGUCCAAGGUUGAAAUGGCCCAUAGCAAUCCCUUCUACAACGCCUCCGAGGACACGGACCCCCCGGCCAGCAAGGCCUACAAGUACAGAAAGUUUGACCUGUCGACCAACGAGGAGGAUCCCGUGUACCUGGUGGUGCGCACCGAGAUUGACGCCGUCCAGAAGAACGCCAUCAGCGGCGAGGACCAGCUCAUGACCAUCAAGGCUCUCAACGAGUUUGACCACAAGGCCCAGGGCAGCGGCGGUGCCCUAGACUGGCGGAGCAAGCUUGUCACGCAGCGUGGUGCCGUCGUGGCAACCGAGAUGAAGAACAACAGCUGCAAGCUGGCCCGGUGGACGGUACAGAGCAUCCUGUCCAAGUCGGACGUUAUGAAACUCGGCUUCGUCUCCCGUGUCAACCCCCGCUCCAACGACAAGCACGUCGUCCUAGGCGUCGUCGGCUGGAAGCCUCGCGACUUUGCCAACCAGAUGAACCUGUCGCUGUCCAACGGCUGGGGCAUCGUGCGCACCAUUGCCGACAUGUGCCUCAAGCGCGAAGAGGGCAAGUUUGUCCUCGUCAAGGACCCCAACAAGUCCAUCCUCCGCCUCUACGAGGUCCCCGCCAGCAGCUUCGACGACGACGACGAUGACGAGGGCCAAGAGGUCAACGACGAGGGCGAGGCCGCUGCCGAGUAA
Messenger RNA from Hirsutella rhossiliensis, 1728 nucleotides. RefSeq names its product eukaryotic translation initiation factor 3 subunit 7 (eIF-3) domain-containing protein. Gene Ontology annotation, biological process: translational initiation. Gene Ontology annotation, cellular component: cytoplasm; eukaryotic translation initiation factor 3 complex. Gene Ontology annotation, molecular function: translation initiation factor activity. The record is from RefSeq and is a predicted model, not a curated record. Bases 1 to 1728 code for a protein of 575 amino acids. The transcript is spliced from 3 exons. NCBI's taxonomy places the organism in Eukaryota, Fungi, Ascomycota, Sordariomycetes, Hypocreales, Ophiocordycipitaceae.